This is a messenger RNA of Moneuplotes crassus, 1203 nucleotides long. Lineage: Eukaryota; Ciliophora; Spirotrichea; Euplotida; Euplotidae. The record is from the annotation of a GenBank genome assembly.
AGUUAGGCUAAUAAUAUUUUAGGAUAAUGGAACAGAGCGAACUCAGUGAAAUAAAGCAACAAGUUAAGGAUUUAGUCAAAGGCCGUACCUAUAGUCAAGAGAUUCAACUGUGGCUUUUUGGAGAUUUUGUAAUUUCAGAGCAAUUUACAAGAGGACGUUGACCAUUUGGAUUCCUCAGAAAAAUUGAAGAAGACAUGAAAAAGCGCAAUAAAAGAAAAUUGAAUAAGAAACAUUGAGUUUUAGAGUUUAAUGGUUACAAAUAAAGUGUUGUUUAAGUAUGAACCAAAAAGAGGAGUAAAUGGACUUUGUCUGAACCAUCCACUUCAUUCUCUAAAUACUGAGACAUUUAAACCUAUCUAUUAUAUUCAUAAAAGUCCUUGAAUGGCUGAAAUAUUUCAAGAAAGCAUGCAAAAGCUUCCAGUAUGCCAGUUUGAAGAUCCACAAAAAAUUACCUUGUCAAUGGCUACUUUCCUGGUAACAAAGGAUGGUUAUAUUUUACUGGUUAGAAGAAUGAAUAAUGCCAAUCGACUUCCUGGGUGGGGAGCUCCAGGAAGAGGAACCAUGAUUUCAACUUACGAAAUGGGAUUGGAAGUCACAAAUGAGACUAAUGUAUAUGACAAUUUAUUCGAAGAUGUUGGCUUUUCAUGUCAGGAGUCUAUUAAGAAGAAAUCAGAACAGCCUAUCUUUAAGCCUGUGUUUAUUCAAGAAGGAUUCAUUGAUUCGGAUGGAAGAACAAAUACUGAUAGCUCUUCAAUAUUUGAGAAAGAUGAUUGAAUGAGUAUAUCAUCAAUAAGAACUCACACAAUGGUUUUAUUCUUCUAUUGACAAGUGCCUUUGCUGAAGAAGGAAAUAGACAUAAAUCCAAAAGAGAAUCAAACAACUUGAACUUGAUGGUUAACUUAUGGCCAGCUCAAUAGAGUAUUAUCAUAUAAAGAUACUCCAGAAAUUGACUCGAAUGAAACUCAAGGGGAGUUUUCAAUAAUAGAUGAAGAGGAAAAGGAAGAAGUUUAUAAAGCUGACUACCUUGUGAGGUUAAAUAAAUUAGAAUCAUCACAGAGAAGGUACAAAGUUCAAAGUGGAUAUGUAGAGCCAAGACAGCUUUCUGGUAAAUACCCAAACAACUCCUGAGGGGAAGGAAUGGCUGAGGAAGACUACUAUGCAUUUAGAUUCUUAAGAGAUAAUUUUAAAUAUUUGUUUUGCUAA